AUGCCUCCUGGUCGCAUCCCACCCGUCUCGAAUAACCCCGAGAAAAUCCAACUCGAACGCCUCAGCUAUGUGUUGUUUUCGCAUCCGGAUCUAGAGAAGUUCAACACUUUUGCAGUUGACUUCGGCUUUGAGGUCGUCGAGAAAACCGAGUCCUCCAUUUGCUAUCGUGGUUGGGGCCAAGAUACCAUUUCCUACGUCGCCCUCCCUGGCGAUGCCAAUGAUGAAGGGUUCAAAGGCGCCGCUUUCAUCGCCAAAACCGAAGCCGACUUCACAAAAAGUGCCGCUCUACCAGGAGCAUCCUCUGUUCAAGAUCACAAAUGGCCCGGUGGAGGCAAGAUUGUGACGAUUCCAUCGCCUUCUGGCGCAGCUAUCCACGUUAUUUGGGGCCAGCAGGAUCGACCCAAGCCCGAAGCUCCAGUCAGCCAUACCGAAGUACAUAAAGGAGGGUACAAUACGACAUUGAAGAAAGAGAGAAAGGGAGAAUUCCAACGGUUCAAACUCGGACCGGCUAUGAUACAUAAGCUUGGACACUAUGGCUAUAUGACCAAGAUGUUCGACGAGGACAUCGACUUUUACACCAGCAACUUCAACUUCGUCCCAUCUGAUAUUCUAUAUGAGGAGAUCGAUGGACAAGAAAUUGAUACAUUAACAUUCAUGCAUCUCGACCACGGCUCAAUUUACACCGACCACCACACUCUUUUCCUCAACCGGGUCCCUUCAACUUACCCAGUAAACUACCGUGUCCACCAUUGCUCUUUCGAGGUGGAGGACUUUGAUACCCAGCUGCUUGGACAUGAAUAUCUGCUCAGCAAGGGCCACAAGCUUGUAUGGGGUGUCGGACGGCACGUUCUCGGAUCCCAGAUCUUCGACUACUGGCAAGAUCCCAGUGGCUAUAGCAUUGAGCACUAUGCCGAUGGCGAUGUGGUCAAUGAGGAUAACCCUACAGGGAGAUCCCAGAGUGAAGGCGCAGCUUCGAUGUACAUUUGGGGUCCGAUCAGACCCUUAACGGGUGUUGCGCAGUAG
Molecule: messenger RNA, 1023 nt
Organism: Penicillium robsamsonii
Lineage: Eukaryota; Fungi; Ascomycota; Eurotiomycetes; Eurotiales; Aspergillaceae
Exons: 2
Coding region: 1-1023 (340 amino acids)
Biological process (GO): L-methylmalonyl-CoA metabolic process
Cellular component (GO): mitochondrion
Molecular function (GO): methylmalonyl-CoA epimerase activity
Source: RefSeq, a predicted model, not a curated record